Messenger RNA from Perkinsus marinus ATCC 50983, 390 nucleotides. RefSeq names its product Deoxycytidylate deaminase, putative. Gene Ontology annotation, molecular function: zinc ion binding; dCMP deaminase activity. The record is from RefSeq and is a predicted model, not a curated record. Gene Ontology annotation, cellular component: cytoplasm. The annotation marks the transcript as partial. Gene Ontology annotation, biological process: dTMP biosynthetic process; dUMP biosynthetic process. NCBI's taxonomy places the organism in Eukaryota, Perkinsozoa, Perkinsida, Perkinsidae. The transcript has 4 exons.
AUGGCUGAUUCGCCGACUAUGAGAGUCCCCGAGGAUGAUUGCGGUCCGAGAGAGGAUAACCUCGCAUGGACAGAAUAUUUUAUGGCGCUCGCGCAUGUUACAGCGAUGAGGAGCAAGGACCCUUCCACGCAGGUUGGCGCUGUUAUUGUGAAUCCUGACAAGAAGGUGGUGGGAAUAGGGUACAAUGGCUUCCCAUCGAUGGGUGAGAUCGAUAACGAUGCUUUGUUGAACUGGGGAAAGAAGGGGGAUAAGCCGAUCGAUUCGAAGUACUGGUUCGUCUGCCACGCCGAGAUGAACGCAAUAAUGAAUAAAAACCAACACGAUAUUCGAGACUGUGCGAUAUAUACCACUCUUUUCCCCUGUCACGAAUGCACCAAAUUAAUUCUGCAG